UUUAUUCCCAUUUUCUAUACUAUUACAUAAAAUUAUACGAUACUCAAAUGAAAUCUGUAAAACUUAAUACAGGUCACUCAAUGCCUAUUAUAGGAUUGGGUACAUAUCUGAUAAAGGACAAAGAUACUAUAAUGGAAGUUGUCCGUGCAUCCCUUGAAAGUGGUUAUCGAGCCUUUGACACCGCUGAGUUGUACGAAAAUGAACACCACCUAGGCGAAGCGUUCGAAAAAUUUCUGCCUCAGUUUAAAUUGAAGAGGGAAGACAUAUUCAUAACGUCCAAAUUGGCCACCAACAACCAAGGGGCCGAGAAAGCUCCAAAGGCUAUUCAAGAGACCCUGGAUAACCUUAGAACUCCUUACCUGGACCUAUUUCUAAUUCACUGGCCCGGUGUUCAAGAUCUUAAUGAAGAUGACCCUCAAAAUAGAGAAAUUCGCACCCAGAGCUGGAAAUGCAUGGAACAAGCCCAUCUAAAUGGCAAGUUAAGAGCAAUCGGCGUUUCAAAUUAUACGGUUAAGCAUCUAAAUGAAAUGUUGGACCCCAAUAGCCCUUACCAUUGUAAAGUUGUACCCGCCGUUAAUCAGGUCGAAUUCCAUCCCUACUUGUACCAAAAAGAAUUGCUGGAAUAUUGCAACCAGAAGGGGAUACGGUUGGAAGCCUAUUCCUCUCUGGGAUCUCAAAAGAGCCAGGAUCUACUGAAAGAUGAAAAGGUGGCCCUGAUAGCUAAAAAUCAUGGGAAAUCAGUUGCUCAGGUUCUACUAAGGUGGGCCGUUCAACACGAAAUUAUAAUCAUACCCAAGUCUUCUAAAGCUGACAGAGUCAAGGAUAAUAUCAAGAUAUUCGAUUUCGAAUUGAGUAGCCAAGAUAUGGAAACUUUAGACGGGUUGAACAAAAAUUUGAGAUAUAGUUGGGAUCCUAGCAAAGUGUUCUGAUUUUUUUUUUCAUUUUGUUUGAUACAUAUAUCAAAUUAAUCAUGUUUUUCUUUAGCUUAAUUUUUUUUCAAAAUAUUUAUUUAAAAAAUUAUAUAUUUUUAAAUAGUAUAAUACCAGUGUAUAAAUAUACUUAUAACGUUGAAACCGGUAAGAAUAAACUUAUAGAAUAUUAUUAAUAA
This is a messenger RNA of Gordionus sp. m RMFG-2023, 1108 nucleotides long. RefSeq names its product glyoxal reductase-like. Gene Ontology annotation, molecular function: oxidoreductase activity. Lineage: Eukaryota; Metazoa; Nematomorpha; Gordioida; Chordodea; Parachordodidae. The record is from RefSeq and is a predicted model, not a curated record. The transcript is spliced from 6 exons. The coding region runs from base 48 to 929 and encodes 293 amino acids.